Messenger RNA from Ixodes scapularis (black-legged tick), 549 nucleotides. RefSeq lists its product as uncharacterized. The transcript is spliced from 7 exons. The record is from RefSeq and is a predicted model, not a curated record. NCBI's taxonomy places the organism in Eukaryota, Metazoa, Arthropoda, Arachnida, Ixodida, Ixodidae. Bases 1 to 549 code for a protein of 182 amino acids.
AUGCCGGCCGCGAGUUUUUUCAUUGUAAUCGUCGCUUGUUUAGCUGGUCAAAUAACGUGCGGUGAACUCGAUCCUGCUUUGAAGAGAUGCCAAGACCAAGAUUUCGAGAAACCGGGAUAUUCGCCGGGCUGCACUUACACCUGCAAGAAUGGGUCAAUGGAAGAUACAACAGAAUAUUGGGGUGAAUAUAGAGAUGCUACCCUGUGCGUUGCUCUUACAAAUGAUAACCUUACACAGUUCACACACAUUGGGUCUUGCAAAAACGGAAAAUGUGUUCAAUAUGCUGAAGAUAACAUUCAAAGGGUAUGGAGCCAACUUCCUGAGUUGCAAAGCGAGUUUCGUAAUUGCGACACCAUUUCAAGCAACGAUUCUGUGGAAAACUGCCUGUAUAUUUGCAAGACAGAUUUGAACGGAUAUUCCUACGGAAUUUACCAGGAUCGUAGCACAUGCAAAGUAAAAAAUGGCGGGCUCGGCAUCUGCUUGAGUGGAUUUUGCCACGGAAAAGAAUACUUUCCGACAACUGAUAACGAUACCCUGAAACUAUUGUAA